Molecule: messenger RNA, 1314 nt
Organism: Nanorana parkeri
Lineage: Eukaryota; Metazoa; Chordata; Amphibia; Anura; Dicroglossidae
Product: shootin-1-like
Exons: 11
Coding region: 1-1314 (437 amino acids)
Source: RefSeq, a predicted model, not a curated record
AUGGAGGAGAAGAGGCUCCGGGGACCGGUCUCGCAGCCAAAUCUUCAAUUGUCCAGCAGUUCAGACUCCCGUGACAUAACCAGCGAGGAAGAAGAGGACUUUGUCAAGAACACUUUUGCUGAAGUAUCCCAGAAGCUGCUGGAUGAGCUGGAAAUGCUAGAAGUGAAGCUCCAAAAUGAAGCCAUUCUCCUGAAAGAAGAGGGUGCUGAGGGUGUGCAGGUCAGCAAAGUAGACAAUACACUGGUGAAGCUCAGUCAGCCAUCUGUCUCGACACUAAACCACCUCCCAGAACACAAGCCCCUAACCCGACUAAACCAUUCCCUGAAAGACCAGCAGAUAAACUAUCUCCGGGAAGACCCACCAUUACACCAUCUUCCAGAAGACCAGCCACAAAACCAUCUUCUGAAAGACCAACCACUAAUUGGUAUUCUGGAAAGCAGACCGGUAAACAAUAUUCUGGAGGACAAACCACUAAGUGAUAGUCUGAAAGGCAGGUCACAAAAUGAUUCACUUGAAGAUAGGCCACCUCAGCCAAAGCAAGUACAGGUGGCCUGCGAACUCAGUACUAAAAGGAAUGAAGAAGACCAUCAUCCUAAAGAUUUGGAGGAGACGGUCAGUAGGCUGCUGGAGGAAAAGAAGCAAAACAUAGAGGAAAUCGGAGAGCUAAAAUGUCAGAUACAGAAAUUAAAGGAGGAGGUUAAAGAUGAACGACUAGAAAGAAAAUCUUUGGCACUAAAACUAGAAAGGAACCAGAGGAAAUUCCUAAAGCUGAACAGAGUCUCACUAGCAGUGACCCAGGAAUAUGCUGAAAUGAUAGGACAGCUGGAGCUGGAACAAGACUUAAGACUGGAGGCUGAAAUCAUAGCACACCAGAUACUGAGGGAGAAGCGGGAAGUCUCUAGGCAGAGCAUGAUACUGAUGCAGAACUUGGAACCUGAUCAGAUGCUUCUAAAAGCUCUGGAGGAUGUCCGUAAAGUGGAAGAAACCAAAGCCGAGCUACAGACACAGGUGAAAAGUCUGGAACUGCAGCUGGAAGAAAGGCCUUCACAGGAAGAAUUAAUCGGGAUCAAAGAAGAACUGAACACAGCAAAUCAGGAGAAACAUCAUUUAGAAGAACAGCUGAAGGUGGAGCAAGAGAAGUUUGCGGACUUGCAAGACAAAGUAAAGACUUUGGAAGAGAAACUGAAAGAAUCAUCAGCCAAUGGACUGGAAGAUGUAGAAAAGGUAGCAGAACCCAUACUACCACCACCUCCUCCUCCUCCUCCACCACCACCACCACUUAUGCGUCUACUUUCCACAGCACCCAAAGAGUAA